ACUUACCCGCGACUUGUGGUCUCGAUGAUGACGACAUUAAUUCGCUCCGCCAUCGACUGCGAGAUCAAGACGCUUUAAAGACAUUUGAGGCGCGCUGUUCUACCGUCAUGUAGUGAAGUCCGUAUUGUCUCUAUUUCACCGUGAUUUUCCUUCCUGUGUCACUUAUUCAUCCUUCGCAUAUUCAUCUAAUCUCCUUGCCAUGACUGUCGUCCAUGUCCUCGACGACUAUUACCUAGCAAUCACAGCCAUCAUCACUGUCGCCUACCAGCUCUUCUUCUUCGCCAUCGCAUUCACCUUCAAAUUCGACAAGCUCACUGACUUCGCAGGCGGCACCAACUUCGCGCUCCUGGCCAUCCUCACUCUCGCAUUCAGCGGCCAUCACCAUGCACGCCAAGUGGUCGCCAGCCUAUUCCUGAUCGCCUGGGCGCUCCGCCUCUCUGGAUUCCUGCUCUUCCGCAUCCUCCGCACCGGCAAGGAUGACCGCUUCGACGACAAACGCGACCGCUUCUUCCCAUUCCUUGGCUUUUGGGUCUUCCAGAUGUUCUGGGUUUGGACCGUCUCGCUGCCUGUAACGUUGCUCAACUCGCCCGCCGUCACUCGCUACCCCCAACACCGCUUCGGGACGGGUCGGGACAUUGCGGGCAUCGUCAUGUUUGCAAUUGGGUUCGUCAUGGAGAGCGUGAGUGAUGUGCAAAAGUAUCGCUUUCGGAAGACGCACAAUGGGAGAGAUGUGUGUGACAAAGGCUUCUUUGCGUGGUCGCGCCAUCCAAACUACUUUGGGGAAAUCCUCGUUCAAUUUUCCAUCUACAUGAUUGCCGUUUCCUCCGCGGCAGAUGGAUAUGUCGGCGGCCAGGCUUUCAAAGCCCUCUAUGCCAGCAUCGUCGGGUCCUUCUUUCUCACGAUCCUCCUCAUGUUCGUGUCUGGAUUGACUCUAUCUGAGCGGCCCAAAGCCAAGACGCGGUACGAGAAGGACCAAAAUUGGGAGGGAUACAAGCGCUGGCUCAACCGAACCAGUAUUCUCAUCCCAUUCCCACCAGCACUGUACGAGAAGAUGCCCACCGUCCUGAAACGGACAGUGUUCCUCGAGUUCCCCAUAUAUGUCUUCGAUCCCGCGAAGCACUCCGACGUAACCAGGCCUGGUGGGUCAGCAGGAGAGGAUCGAGCUAGAGAGACGAAUGGAGAUAAUAGAAGGAGCGUCGAGGAGACGUUGGUAUAAGACAAAUAGCCCCGUUUAU
This is a messenger RNA of Ilyonectria robusta, 1235 nucleotides long. RefSeq lists its product as uncharacterized. The coding region runs from base 200 to 1216 and encodes 338 amino acids. Gene Ontology annotation, biological process: lipid metabolic process. The transcript has 3 exons. Gene Ontology annotation, cellular component: membrane. Gene Ontology annotation, molecular function: oxidoreductase activity, acting on the CH-CH group of donors. The record is from RefSeq and is a predicted model, not a curated record. NCBI's taxonomy places the organism in Eukaryota, Fungi, Ascomycota, Sordariomycetes, Hypocreales, Nectriaceae.